CUACCCUAAUAAACACACCUAACCAAAUCAUUACAUGUUGAAAAUAAAUGCACGAAAACAUUAUCUGUGCAAUCCACGGACCAUCGGUUGCCGUCUCUGAUGAUGUGUAUUUGUGCUUAUUAAAUCACAGCUAAACUGCCUGGUAGAGAAAACAAACUUCGAUAUUUUGUCAUGGCCCUGCUAUGUUGGCAGAUGUGGAAUAUAAAACGGCCGUCGAUUGCUCCACAGUAAAAAAGUAAUUUUGUAAAUCUCACGAAGUACCAGGGUCCAAUAAGUGAAUUUCUUCUCUUCUUAAUAGAUGGACCGUGUAUAAUGUUCAGAAAGUGAAUUGGAAUACGGACCAGCUAAUUGACUUAGAACGCACCUCAAUAUAACUUAUCUGAAACGCUCGGAUAUUUCUGAAUAGGUUCGUGCGAAAGGGAUUUGCCGAACUGGUGAAUCAGUGGUGAUGAGAGGAAACUGCUAAUAUUUUAUUUACAUACGUUUUGUGGAUGGCAUCGAUGGUGUGACUAAUACAUAUUUCAGUAGGUGUGGAAGGAAGAAGGAUAAUUUCAUCAAAGGUUGCUUUUGAUGAAUAUCUAAUCAUGGAAACAAAUUUGCAGUUAUAUGUUCAGUGUGAAGCAACAGAAAUAAUAAAGUUUUUACUGUUACCUGCUGCUUGAAAGAAGAAAAACAUAAAUUACCAUUAGGCAUAAUGGUUGAGGGAAUCAGUCAAAAGAUGGAAGGGAACUCUUUGUGCAAUAAGACAGCAGUUUUUUUCAUGAUAAGUUUUCGUCAGCUUUGUAUUGUGACAGUGUCUCUACCACUGUGUGCACUGCUCAUUUGUUUUGUCACUGCCUACAUCUUCCAGCAGGACGACAUUCAUGAAACACACUGUCGAGUGUACAAUGUUAUCCCCUCCAUCAGCGCAAUCACAGGUAUAAGUCCGCAGCGCUACUUGUGGAGGGUGUGUGUCGCAUUCCAUAUUGGCCCACGCGUUAUCAUUGCAUCGAUGUACCACACCUAUUACCGUUCGUUGCUGUCUUCACAGACUCCAGGUCCUAGUCACCCAGGCAGCAGAGGCUUUUGGCUCCUAAACAUAGCAUUUUGGCUCAGCCUUGUCGAGAUCGCCGCUCUCUGUGGUGUUACCUACAUCUCUAACAGGGAAAACUAUCCUGUACAUGAGAAAAUCUUCAUGGUGUUCAUGUUUGGGUCACUGAGCUACAUGCUUGCCACAAUCAAAGUCUUCAAAUUGGUGAAACCAAAUAUGAGUGAUUCUGAGAGGAACUCAUAUUUAAUAAAAAAGUGUCUGUUUGCAACUUCAAUUGUGAGCACUGUUGGACUUUGUGUCUUUUUUCUUAAACAUCGCCUUCUGUGCCAUGAUAUGGCAUUUAGCUGGUUCUCCUUUUGCGAGUACCUGAUCGCGUCAGCAAACAUGGCAUUCCACAUGACGGUGGUUCUGGACUUUCCGACAGAGCAGCUGAUUGUGGCCCAGGCAUCCCCAGGCUUGGUGCUUGCAGGCUCCGGCUCAGCGUCCCAGCGACAGCGUGAUCAUCGCUGGAAGCCCGAGUAGUUCCUCACUAAACUUGCUCUCUUGCACUUUCUCUCGUCUCGCUUCUCUCCGCUUGCCAGCUGCUGCUCGGAGUGGCUGGGCCAGAGUAGUUCGGCAAUCUAGAUGCAGCGUCGGUCUGGUGUAUAUUUGUUCUAAAAUAUUGCACUGGCCCAGAAUUUUUUAUGUAGGCUAUUAAUUGCGUUUGUUAACCCUUCAGUGCAGGCGGAGCCAUGUUUGUGUUAGAGAGUCAAGAAUUUUGAUGUAGUUGGUAUUCAGCUAAAAGUUAAUAGAUACUGAACUUCCAUCUAGUGCGUGAUACGUUUUGUUUACAUGAUUAAAGAAUUAGAUAUAUGAGAAUGCCGUGAACAGGUAGAAUAUUCAUCAAUAAUGUUUAAAAAGUAUAGAAAGUAGGGACAUUCCUUCAUGCUGAAGGGUUAUAAGUAUUCUUUAUUCUGCCCCUUUGAUGCCGUUACUUCAUAUUCUGUUUUUAACAGCUGGAAAAUGCCUUAAAGUACGUGACCGUCACUGUUGUUUUACCGCGAAUGCCAAUGCUGCAUGUAUAUUAUGGACCUGGGCGUUCGGGCCCGGCCCAGCGUGGUAAGUGAAGCCAGCAUGUGCCUACAUAUCCAUCUGAUGGAUUCUUUUACAUUUACGUGUAAAAAUGUAGGCAAAAAGGAGAAUUGGAGGCUUAAUCCCAUACCAAAGAAAAGGUUAAGAUCUUUUACUUGUUUUUAUUUAGAGAUUUUAAUCGUAUUUAUUUGUGUUUUAUUUACUGCAGCAUCAGCUCUGUCUAGUUCCUGGGUUUGUCCCCCUGUGUCAGUUUUGGGAGCUGAACUAGUCAAUUAUUAGUAAAGCAUAUUGCUUGGAUAUGAUAGAAACACAUUUUUUCCCUGAACAAGUAUAAUUUAUUUUUAAAACAUGCCGCUUUAUAGCAUUUUGUAGGAUUACAAACAGUUUCUAUUGAUUCUGAGGUGUGAAGUCAAACUGCAGUGAAUCAGAAUAUUGCUGUCCGAUUAAUCUGUUGCUUCGUCGUAUUGCUUGAGCUUAGAAUUCUGUGCUUAAUGACCAAGUUCUACUUAUUUUAUGUACGUAGUAUAAUUUCAGUUUUGUCAACAUGUCUUAGUUCUUAGUGCGAGAAUAAACCACGUGGCUAUUUAUGAGACACAUUCAAUAACUGUUGGCUGAUAUAUGGUCAUAGUUACAACUAUGCACCUGUUUAAAUUUUGUAAUUCUGCUCGUAUAUUACAAUGUGCGUAAAUAGCAAUGUUAGGAUUCCCAUGGUUUUACAAAAAAAAUCUACCUGUUUGAUUUGAUAAUUAGCGUCAGCCUUGGCAAUUUAUAUCUGUUGCUAGGGAAAGUAUAAUUAAAAUUAAAAAUGAAAAUAUAAUUGUUACAAACAUUUUUUAAAUGAUUUAUAUAAUUAUAUCCAUAUUUGUAAAUGAAUACGAGUAUUAUACAUGUAUUUAAUUAUGCAUUUUAAUCCAAAGUUGCAGUUUCAAAGUAUAUGUGGAACCUAUUUGCAUGUCAGUCCAUUUUUAUAAAAAAAUAAUGCUGAGAGUUUAUUCUCUGUGAUUGUUAAGUGACAAACGUUGACGAUGGGAACAGAGAUUGUUCUCGAAAUGUCGGCAGAAGAAUCGGUUUGUUCGCUGUUCGGCCACCUGAUGCGGCUCGCAGCCUGAGAAUCUUGUUCUAUGACGUUUUGCAUUUAGGCUCAAAACUGAAACUUCAUGUAGCAAAGAAACUGAUAUGUUCGUAACAAGCUGUAAGUAGCAGAUCAGACAGUUAUAUUCUGAUCACUGCAUUAUUUAUUUAUUUGUUUAUUUAUUUAUUUAUUUGUUGUGAUAAUGCAUUUGUACACAUACAGGCAUGCAUCGCAUGUUUUUGCGGCCUGGAUACACCAGUGUGCUGACAUUGUCGAGUUGGUGUUCUUUCGCGCUGGAAACUAGGUCGCAGCUUUAUCUAGUCUAUAAUUUUUUUUUUUUUUCCCCUUUAAUUUAGCUUGAGUCCAUUUUUACAGGUGAUAGUAGUUUUAAUAAAAACUACAUAAAUUAAGAGAUAAACAACUUUAGUGGUAAGUCACAUUUGAUGACUUGUAGCUCAGUAGAUUUUACCAGUUGAAUACCAGUUUUACUUUGUAAUCUCACUUGUUACGUGUCAAUGCCCGGGAUACAUUUGAUAGAAUUUACUUUUAUGUAUUCAGAUGCUGUUUGUCAGUACAAGCCUAACCCCUGUGCUAAUUAUUCUUUGUUAUGUAAUUCAUUCUUUUGUUACAGUUGAAGAGAAUAGCCAGUUUAAACUAAUUUUAGAGUAGAAGGGGUUAAUAAUUUGGGAGGAUUUUGAAAAUUGCAUGAGUUACAUAUGAAUGGAUUGAUGUAACUUUGUGUGACAGGUUGUUACCCGUAUGAACCGUGCAAUAUUUAUUUAGUAUUUACUUUGAAAAUUUAAAUAUGCCAAAAUGCAAAAAAAAAAAAAAUAUAUAUAUAUAUAAAGCAAAAUAGGAACCCGUAAUUGCUCAAAUUUUUAUUGUCUGCACCCGUGCCCUCUUCUGUAAUAUUUUGAAUCUUUCUGUUAUGUAAGUCAUAAAUAUGAAUUUUCCAUAUUCUUGUUUUCAUCUCUACACGGCCAAGUUCUGUGGCAUUUACGGACAAUAGCAUGGCAUAUUGGAAUGUAAAUAAAUGUUCACUGAUGACCUAAGACCACUUGAGCUGUUUAUUUAAAGAUGAACAAUAUAUGUUGAAAAUUUUACAUAUCUGCAUUAAUGAUGUCAAUCAUCUGCACAAGCACAGUAAUAAACCUUGGCAGUUUGUUGACAUCCAUCCAUCCAUUCAUUAAAUGGUAACUGUAGUUGGUCAAGAUGUAGCUUGAAUUAUGGGUUCUCCUUCGUUACUCACCCUGUGACGUGUUGUAUGUUUCCAGACAGUUUGUUUGUUUGUGUGUGUGUGUGUGGAGAAAUUUUGUUAGCGAAUGGUUUGUAUUGUUAUUGUAGGAGUGGUAGACAUGUAUUAGGGCAUCUUACAAAUCAUGCAAGAUGCCGAGUAUUUUCGAUUCACAUUUGCUUACAGAAAUAUUGUGUCGUUUGUUUCAGAAUUGCAGGUUCCAUUGAUAGUAGUAGUUGUAAACCUUCAUGCCUUGUAACGCUGUCCCUUCAUUAUUUUAAGUUUAUGUACGUAACCACGAAACUAAACAAAUUGACAUAAUGCAAAUAGUAAUGCGUCUUACAUUAAGCUGGAAUGUCUGUCCUGUCCUAGAGUUUUCCGUGUCCCUUCCAGGUGAAGACUGCGUAGUACCUUAAAAUAUGCCAUGAGCGCUUCCUGCCACGUCUCUUCCAUUUCGUCGUCAUUGUGCCAUACUUGAUGCCAUAGAACCUCAGUAGCUUACGCAGCGUUCUAAAGUAACUUAAUAAAUAAUUGUCUAACUAACAGUAAUUAACUUUUUAUUUUUGUUGUUUGUGGUCAUAUUGAACCAUGUGAAUCUAAAAUAUAUUUGAAACAAGUAAAUGCCUGCUUGUGCCUGAAAAGAAGUAUUUCUGGCUUUGGGAAAUUCCAUUAAUCGAGUGAACCGUUAUGAGUAGUUGUUCAUGUGAUUUUUCAUGCACGUGUGUGUACUUCGUUGGGGAGGGGAGGUAGCUGGAGUUAUGUUUAUGUGUAUUCUGUAUUUAUCACAUAAUUUACAAUUUUCCUCCCUAGAAUUUUCUUUAUGAAAAGUUGCAUGCAUGAUUUGGGGAAAGAUUUUUAAAUGGUCCAUCAUGAAAUAUAUCGGUAUCCUUGACCCAUCUGUAGAAGCAAAAUAUUUUGUCUGAAAAUUUAUAUAGGCCCAGCACGGCACAUUAUUUCAUCCACGUGUCUUUUGUGUUCCUUUCAUAGCUGCGAGUUCAAACUGCAGAUUAUGCAAUGUCUAGCAGUGACAGGGUAUGAUUUUUGCUGAAUCGGACCCGAUGUAAUAUCUCGCUGCUUGCUUUGAAUUCUGUACCAGCUGGUGUCCCUUUGAGGCUCUUGUUUUGAUUGAAUUUUUUGUUGAUAUCUUUAUUUAUGUAUAAAAAUUAAAUAUGUGAAUUACUGGUAAAUGGGAACUUACGUUUUCAUAUGCGAGAGUUAUUGAAUUGUACAAUGAAAUAUGGUGUGCAGAAAAUAAUUGUGUAUAAUGUAAAUGAGGAAGGAAGGUAUUUAUAAAUGUGUGGUGUGUGGAAGUAGAAAAUGAGCACAUGGAUGCUGUUCUUUGAGGAUUCUGCUGAUUUUUUUUUUUAGUAAUUUUUCCCGUUUGUAACGAAACGUGUGAUAAUAACGUGGUGAAGAAUUAUAAUCACCUAGGUAGAACAUGUACCUGCAUUUAUUGUCGGCUGUAGUGGCUAUCACCAAACUGCAAUACUCCCAAGUCCACAGAAGGACUUAACUCGAUUUACCAAACAACUGCGUCAGUAUAGCGUUGCUAGCUUUGCUGCACUGCGAGUUGUGAACUGUCUUCAAUCUUAAGCAAGCAGUCACAUAUUCCUGUAAUGCCAUUUUUGUGCUGCAAAUUUUAAUUUAUUUGUUUUCCACAGGUUCGUAAUAUCUGUUUUUUCAUGUGGUGAUGGAGAAUAACAACUUAAAAGCUGGCGAAUCUGCCAUUAGAAUUAGAAUUAGAAUUAGAGAACUAUUUACAAGUUUUUCAUGAACAUUUCAGUAAUAUAAAUUAAUAUUAAGUGGCUGUAAGAGAAUAUACAAGCCAACAAUUUAGUUGUUUUAUGUGACGAGGCCCCAGAUCAACACACAUACGUACUUUGCGUUCUCUCAUAAACUAAAAGAUAACUGAAAUGGUUUUCGUAAAUGUAAAGUUUGAACCUUUAGCUUCAUUUCAUAGGCAGAAUGUAGGUUGUAAGAUGCAUAGAGUAUAAAUUCUUGGCAGAGUGUAUGCAGUCAAGAAUAAUUUGAAAUACAGGGAAGAUUUUUCAUUUAUUAAAAUAAUAAAAUGCGUUUUCAAAUGCAUUAUAAAGUUACUGUUAUGUUAAUGAAGAAAUUAAAAAUGAAAUAAAUCAAAAUAUCUCAUUGUUUCCGUUGCAAAUUAAAAUGUUACAGCAUGUUGAAGUGAGAAGUCUCGCAAAACAUUCGUCUCGCCCGAUCUCUGCUGUUAGUGCGCAGCGUUGUGUGAUUGUGCUGUGACCUUUGAAGCAUGCAGUUUUGUGACAGCUGUUACAGGCCAGGUACAGAUGAUGCUUUGCUGACUACAUAUUCUGUAUUUAGCAUAGAAUACCAUCACACUCAUGGGGGCUAUUAAUCCAUGUUUAUGUCAUGUAUUUACUAACCCUUCCAUUUGUCAUGAUCGCUUUUAAGACAAUUUUUGACAGAAACAGAUUUUAUACAAUGCAGUACAGAACAAGAAUUGGAAAAUAAGAUGGAAGAAUAGAAUCUGCCCCCCCCCCCCACAAAAAAAUAUAAAAUACUAAUCCAAAAUAAAAAUAUGUUUGGAAAAACUCCUUAAGAUGGAAAAACACUGUUUUGUAAUAUCCUGAACUAUCCUACUUCUGAAAGGUCUGAUUUUAAGAAGCGUGAUGAAGGGCUGAGGUUGAGAAAGUACUUUGCCACUUGCUUGUCUUUUGCGCAUACCGAUUGGUUGUUUAAUAUAGGAAGUCUUGCAACUAGUAACUUUAUACAAGUUCUAACAAAAGAACAAAAACAUAAUAUGUCUGUUUUUGCAAUUGUGGCUUGGCAUUUGUUGCUACAGACCUCUCUUCUUACUGAACACGUUAUUAUAAAUAAAAUACAUGUUUUUAAUGUACUUUAUAUUUUGUACUGCACCGCAUUAUUUCAUAAACAGUCGACAUGCGUGUCUUUUCAAAAAUAUAGGCUUAAAAAUCAUCUGUUACUUGGCGUCUUCGUAACGACCACUCGGAGUACAAAGCAUAAAGCCAAGAACAAGUUACUUGCCAGUCAGAACGGCAGUUGUCGAUGUACAGGAACUUAGAAUGAAGUUGAAUCACGGUGAAAUAAAUUUAUGUUAAAUCUGUGCCGCCACAUAGACAAAAAUUAACCAAGUUGUAAACUUGCAACUGCGUGUCUACUGCGCGGAGACUUUCUGAACACCAUGUAUAUGACAGUAUUGUCAGGAUAUGUCCGCAUCUUUGCACUUUUUCGCAUUCUUUUGGAAGAAGUAGACUUUGCGCAAGUAAACAUCUUGCGAAUUUAAAUUUUGUUUAUCCCACAAAUCAUUACUCGUUGCAUUUUCUUCUCCAUCAGCAAUUUGUUCCCGAUAUUUUUCUUGCGUUCGCAUUUUGGGUGUAACUGCGACGUAGCUUUGUCACAUGUCAUCUAAUUUUUCUCUUCAUGCUCUUUGUUUGUCUAAUGGAGACUUUUUCACCUUCCGAUUUCUUCUCUGGUGUCGUGUGAUUCUGCAUUCUUUAAUGUUGUCUUGUAAUAAAAAUAAGCAAAAUAUAAAUAUUAGAUCUGUGCCACAUUAAUCUAUGCCUUUAUUGUUAAAAUGUUUAAUAAAUAUCCUGAAUAAACAAAGAAAAAAUGAUUGCACAACACAAAAAAUAUUAGUUGCAUGUUGUAUGAUGCAUUUUAUCAUCCUUGUUCUCUGUCAAGGCUUUGGCUGUCAUCCAUACAUCCUGAGUAUCUCUUCCUCCGUCUGAAAAAUUAUGUGGUCAUCGUAAAAUAGCGCUGUAUUUAUAUUUUGUUUGUUUAUUUAAUUGUAUUCCUUGCAGCUUAUCAUUUUCCACUUUACAGAAAAAUCUUAUAUAAUAUCUCACACAGUAUGGAAGAAGGUCCUGUCUUAAUUUUGAUUUGUUUUCUUGUGGUCGGUGUCCUCGUGAAUCCGCAUUUUGAUAUGGCCCUUGGGUAGCAACUCAGUUUUAGGAAAUGUGUGGCAUAGCACUUUCUCACCCCCAAGCCCUUAAAUUAUGCCCCGUUCGCACUCCUGAUACUAAUUAAUUUAUCUUGGCAUGUUCAGGUCCUUCGUGCAUUAUAAUUAUUUACCAUAUUGUCGUCAUACACAUUUUGGCAUAGGUACUGCACCAGAAAAUGCAAUUAAGCUGUUCGUUAAUGUUUAACAUCUAGCAUUUAUGUCUCGCUCAUGGGAUAACUUUGUCUACAUGGCAGUUAAUGAAUAAUGUAAAUUUUACAUGUAGGAUAAUUCAUAUUUUUCUCUUUUUCGUGAUGUCCAAAACGCCUCUGGGUGCCUUUCCGAGGGGUGCCAUCGGGCUGUUUGUUAAGUACGGUUCUAGUCCUUAUAAAUUUAUUUACGCUUACGUAUGUUUUGUUUUUGACCAUGUUUGUGAGGUUACGUCUUAAGUUUGUUAUGUAUCUGGCCAUAAGUGCGGAAUGACCGUCUCAGGCCUCUUCCUGAAAACGAAAAAGUAUUGUAGCGUUUGAAGAAUGGAUGUCUGUGCCCGAGAGCCUUAAUUCAGUUAACGUGUGAUAUUUUACUACAUAUCAUUCUUCUCUAAUGCAGUGUAGUCUCAAAUGCAAUAUACAUUUAUUAUCUACUCUCAGUAUUUUGUAUAGUCUGAUUGUAUAACUGGUAUGUAUGUUACACAACUUUGUUUGUUUGUAUCCCAGUAAACAUUUGUUACUACGAAAUAUGAACUGAGGUCCAUUUUGGAAGAAACAUUAGCCACAGUAGUGUAGAGGCUGGUUUAUAAUAUAUUAUUAGUUGCUCCUCCUUCCUUCACCUUUUUGUGCUGCCUUCCUGGCAGCGGAUGUGCGUCGUCUGGCUGGACCUUUUCUCCGAGAUGUGCGAGAUUAAUAGCGACGCUAGUUGCCAGUCGUAGCGGAGGCACAUAGAGACGAAGGACACUCGCCACAAAACCAAAGUGCAAUUUUACCUACCUCUGAUGAUGGGUGAUCUUUUACAAAACUUCAUUUAGUCAUCGAAAGCUGAAAGUCAUGAGAUGCGUUAGUUUGAACUGGAUUGACUUCGAUUUGGGGCGUUAUUAGUUUAUGAAUCUGGGUUCAUAGUUAUCAACACAGUUUUUAUUAUAAUCUCCACAUUUGUCUCCAGUUUAAACAUUAAUAGCAUUUUUAAUUAGCCAUUCUUAUCGCCUACAUGCAUUAUGAUAAUUUACUGUUCCUUGGUGAUGGAUACAUUGAAGAUUUGCAUUCUUACAUCACUCCAGACAUGUUCUAGCAUUUUUUCAUAGGACAGCACAACACAGAAAGACAUCCGUGCCUUGAGCGGGACUCGAACCCACGGUCCAAGCGCACGAGGCCCUGCCUCGGACCGAGCGGCCACCGUGACUGGCUACGGAGCGUCUGGCGUUUACAAAAUACGUCUCAUACGAGCAUCUGUCAUCAUUUCUUUGAAUUUAAAAUUUAUGGUUUCAACAUUUUAAGUUUCUGGAAGUUUUAAUAUUAAAUAAUGGAGAACUCAUAAUUCAUGUUGCUGAUUUAUUUAUGUCAAAUUGGGUGUUAAAUGAUGACAUGAUUUUGAAGGUCGCUGUGUGUUUUGUCUCAAGUUCGUUCUCUGGUGUCUGUACUUAAAGACGUACUGUUCAGGGCAGAAUUUUUUACGUAUUUCCAGAUUUCAUGGUUUUAGACUGAAGUUUCAAGCCUAGUAUUUGAACACAUUUUUUUAGUUAUUAACACACGAGCACUUUGUUCUGUGUAGUCUGAAUUUUAUUACCAGUUCCUUUUGUCUGCCGUUUGAUUCGUGAAAUAUAAAUAUAAAUCUGCGUUGGAUGAAUGUGAUAAGCGAGAAGAGUAAAUGGGUUUUAUAUUAUUUUUCCUCCUUAAUAAUAGUUUGAAAACUAAUAUUAUACGUGCCAGUGGGCAAGAAAUUGCAUGUUUUAACUCUUACAAAGAAAUUAACCAGCACAUUAUAUAUUGUGUAGGAAAUUCAAAUUUGGCCCAGGAUUUUUGUAAUAGUAUGCCAGUGAAUAAUUUUAGUGUUCCCUCCCUACAUGUACGUACUUGCAAAUUUUAGAACGUGUUUCUAGCCAUUGGCGACAUCAAGAAACAUUGAAGGCUCUGGGUCAAGUUUGAAUGACCCUUGAAUUAGUGGGAGGGGUCUCGUUGAAAUUCGGUCGGCAACAAUUUAUUUUGUGUUGUCGUCACAUCGCUACUAUUUAUUCUUGUUCUCCGUGAUGUGCUUUUGGUUGUUGAGUGCUUCUUCAGAAAUGUUUAGAUACUGGAAACAAUUGCACGUAUAUGUUGGAACAUCCAGGGACGUUCUUCAUCUUCAGUGUGGCAAAGUUACAAGGAACCGUGGACCAAUCCAGGGUUGCAAGAAGAGAAAAUUAAAUGAGAAAGAAUGUGCUUGGAAACAUUUAAAUAUUUUGAAACAACUUUAUUUCUUCAUAACCUUCACCUUAGAUAUUAAAAUAAAGACAAAAUCAUUGCUCAUGUACAUUUAAUAUAUAAUUUUCUGAAUGUGUUUUUGAGUUAUUUUCAUAAGAAAAAAUCUUACAAUUUCUCCAUCAUGCAUGUACAUAAUUUGGUAAGUGUGACAAGGAUCUGUGGGUGUUUAUAAAUUCAUUAUUUGUAAAUAAUUGCUGUAAAUAGCUUUCCCUGCUAUAGCAACAGACAUAGUGCACGCUACUGUUUGUGUGGUUGCAGCAAAGACAGUGUAGACAAUGUCUAAGAAAAAUAUUGCUUUAAAAUCGUGGUGUCUGAAUUGGGUAUAAGAUGGAAGCAGGAAGAUAAGUGAAAUUGUUUAAAUUGAAAUAAAAGGAUUUCUUUAAAAACUCUACUUCUGGAAUUUCAGCUGUGUUACAGAUAAUUUGCUGGUUAUGGUCACAUGUUGUAGAAGAAAAUGCAAAGCACCUUCUGCCAUCUUUUGCCUAAAUAGUGCAGUAUUUAGUUUUAAGUUUGUCACAUUGUGUUAUGUGAUGUCACAUGUUUCCAGAAAUACCAUUACGCGCAAAGGACUUUUCUUGCUUUACAUUAAUUACGAAGUAAAGUAAUAAUUUCCAUUAUAUUUUUAAUUUAGAUAGUGUCUAAUUUUUCCUUCUUCAUUUGUUUCAUACUGCAAAAUCACAAUCGAUGUGAUAGGUGGAUUUUCUGAUAUGUGCAGCCACCUGCUGAAUAAUAAUUAAAUUAAAUAUAUAACCUCUAGAUACAGUAACAAUAGUUAGAGUGAUAAGACAUACCCACCACAAUAUGGCAUGACCUUGGGUUCUAAAUCGAAGAGAUUCAUCCAGAUAUGGGAGGUAGUCGCGUAUUUAUUGAAUAAACAGUAGAUUGGGAGUGUGGUUAACGACUUCACACGGUUGUCCCCCAUGAAAAUGGAAGACUGUAAUAGUCUUAUCAAUAUCGUCGUGUGUAUGUGUGUGUCGUCUGGAACGUGAAUAAUCUGUGUUUAUUAUUGCGUGUUUUUUUAUCCAUCUGACCAUUUUAAGCAGAAAUCCAUGCCACAGCAGUACAUAAAAUAAGAUGUAAACAUUUGUACGAAAAUAUAUUAUCAUUGAUUCAA
Zootermopsis nevadensis is the source of this 11911-nucleotide messenger RNA. Its product is annotated as post-GPI attachment to proteins factor 2-like. NCBI's taxonomy places the organism in Eukaryota, Metazoa, Arthropoda, Insecta, Blattodea, Termopsidae. Gene Ontology annotation, cellular component: endoplasmic reticulum membrane; Golgi membrane. The record is from RefSeq and is a predicted model, not a curated record. Gene Ontology annotation, biological process: GPI anchor biosynthetic process.